AUGCUAGCUCUAAAAGGACUACAGCGUGUAUCUACCCGAGGCUCUAUGGGUUUGUCCCCUAAGAUGGGAAUAUCCAUGAUGAGUACGCGCACGAAAGUGACUUUGCCAGAUCUCGACUGGGAUUUCGGUGACUUGGAACCUCACAUUUCGGGCAAAAUCAACGAACUUCAUUACACGAAACACCACCAAACGUACGUCAACGGGUUUAACGCUGCGACAGAGCAGUUAGGCGAACUAGAGUGCAAAUUGACUGGCGACACGCAGCAGGAUGUCCCAGUGACGACGAAAAUCGUCGCUUUGCAGAAAAAUCUCAAUUUCCACGGCGGCGGAUUCACCAACCAUUGUCUCUUCUGGAAAAAUCUGGCACCAAGCUCCCAGGGUGGCGGAGAACUCCCCUCCGGGAAGUUUGCAGAUCAAAUCAAGGACCAAUUCGGCUCGCUGGAAGAAUUGCAAAAGUUGACGAACGCUAAGCUCGCCGGUAUUCAAGGUUCUGGUUGGGCCUUUAUUGUCAAGAACUUGGACAAUGGCGGUGCCAUUGAUGUAGUUCAAACCUACAACCAGGACACUGUCACCGGUCCCCUUCGUCCAUUGGUGGCCAUCGAUGCCUGGGAACAUGCCUAUUACUUACAAUAUCAGAACCGUAAAGCGGAUUACUUCAAAGCCAUUUGGAACGUUAUCAACUGGAAAGAGGCUGCUCGUCGUUUCGACGCCUAA
This is a messenger RNA of Lachancea mirantina, 714 nucleotides long. NCBI's taxonomy places the organism in Eukaryota, Fungi, Ascomycota, Saccharomycetes, Saccharomycetales, Saccharomycetaceae. The record is from the annotation of a GenBank genome assembly.